AGGUAGAAGAAGAAAAGGGGGCGGGGCCAUUGUGGAUUGUGAUGGUGCUGUGUGUUGUAAGCGUUGUUAGCAGUAGCUAGCACUGCUGCUGGAUAUGUUUAAUGAGGUUCACGGUCCGCUUUAAUAAUUAGUAGCAGAGUCUGAAAUGUUAAGCGUGGAGUCGUUGCAGGUGGCCGAGGAGGAGGUGGUCGAGUCCAGCUCCAACAAACUCGGUGACAUUUACACGUUUGUGGCUAAAGGAUGUUUCCCUCAGACGAUGAACCCUUUACGAAAAAAGAACCUCAAAAGAUACGCCCAGAAAUUUAUCAUAGACGAGGGAAAGCUGUUCUAUGUGGGACCCAAGAAAGAAGAGAAGAGGGAGGUGGUGAUUGAGGCGGAGAGGAAGAGGCAGAUUUUUCUUGACUGUCACUUCGACGACAUCGGCCAUCACCUGGGCCAAAAGAAAACCGUCCACAGGAUCCAGAGCAAAUACUACUGGCUGGGGAUCAUCAAGGACGUCGUGGACUGGAUUAAAGUAUGUGAGACGUGCCAGCACACUGAGAGGAGUAAAAACCUGGCAAGGACCGUGCGACCCAUAAAAGUGGACGCUCCUUGGGAUAUUGUUGGGAUUGACAUCAUAGGGCCUUUCCCAGAGACAGAACUAGGCAACAAAAAUGUGAUUGUUGUCAUCGAUUACUUCACUAAGUGGCCAGAAGCUUUUCCAGUGCAGAAGACAGAUGCCCUGUCAGUUGCAAGGUGCAUCUCUAAAUGCAUAUACAGGUUUGGGGCCCCCAAAACAAUAGUGUGCACACAGAAUUCAGACUUCUGUGACGAGGUGACGAAGCUGCUGUGUGAAAGGUGGAGCAUCGUGCAGAAGGUUUCCCCUCUGGGCCAGCCUCAAACCAACCCGCUCCACGACUGCACGAGCCCGUUGCUGAAGGAAGCCGUAGCGCAGAUGGUAACCGAGAAGCAGACCGAAUGGGACGACUUUCUGGACCCUGUGCUGUUACUGUUCAGGACCUCCGCCAACCCCACCACCAAGUUCACCCCUUACUCUCUCAUGUUCAACAGGAUAGCCAAUUUACCAAACGAAACAACUCUGAGCCUGCUGAACUGUGACGAACCAGAGCAGGAGAAGGCCUCGACUUAUAUGAACAUCAUGCAGGAGCAGCAGAACUCUGUUAAGCAGCUGGUGAUAGCCAAUAUGAACGCCGCCUACAAACAGGAGAAGAAGAAGAACGCUAAACGCAGGGCACACAGCAUGCUGCCCAUGCCCUUUAAAAUUUCAGAUCCCUUAUUCGCUGCAGGUGACUCACCCUCCCCGAAAAAAGUGAAGGAGAGUUUGUAUUUGUCUUUUCCUGUUGAGACAGUGCUGGCCACAGAACAGAGCAGCUCAGAGGACAUAAAGGCGGAGUUAGGUUAUCACUUGGCUGAAUCGGACGUCCACUGAAGAGGACAUCUUGGACUCAAAGAACCAAAGGAUGAUUGCAUGUUGUCACGACGAUGACGUUCCUCAAUUUUCGGAUUGAAGACUGAAAAUCCAGAUGUUGUGAAAUGAGCGCAGUGAUAUUUUAACAUAUACACCAGUUGAAGGCGGUGUGGGCUGAUUGAACUGGUCAAAGACACUUUGGUGACACCUGGCCCAGAUGUUGCUGAGCUCUUUACCCCUGUUUCGCCACAGAAAAGAGUUGUUUCCCAUGAAAUGAAUGUUAACUUAUUGUUUUCACUUUGUCAUACAAUCGAUUUUUAAACUGCAAUACUUGAGAAUAAAAGUAUUGUUUCAUUUGUUUGGA
Messenger RNA from Mugil cephalus (flathead mullet), 1772 nucleotides. RefSeq lists its product as uncharacterized. Bases 146 to 1429 code for a protein of 427 amino acids. Gene Ontology annotation, biological process: DNA integration. The transcript has 8 exons. Gene Ontology annotation, molecular function: nucleic acid binding. The record is from RefSeq and is a predicted model, not a curated record. Lineage: Eukaryota; Metazoa; Chordata; Actinopteri; Mugiliformes; Mugilidae.